CAAGUACCAUAAAACUCUUACAAGAAAAACAACAACAACCAAGUUUUAAUUCAAGCCAUUUCCUGCCGCGCAUAAACUGUGAAAAUGCUGUGUUCAACGUCACUGUAAUGACCGUCAUGACACCAUUCAUACCAAGACAAUGGACACCACAAGAACAAAACACAACUGCGUGACUUAAUUAGGUUUGAGCACUAGUUGGGCUACAGAAUGUCUCGAUAUAGAUAGUGGGACGGAAUCUCAGAUACUUUGAGUAGGAUAUCAUUUUAUUUUUAUUUUUUAUUACUGUUUAAUUUUUGGUGGGGAAGGGGGGGGGGGUUCUGGCAGGUGGCUCCUGAAGUGUCCGGUGAAGAGAUAGACACUAUUUGGCUUGUACAGCUGAGUUGUAUGAAAAUGCGAUACAUGUUUUGUGUUUCUUAAAAACAUUAUCAGUUAAAAAAAUUAAUUUAAACAUUUGUUAAAAAUAGAUGUACAUUGUAGCUAGUCGCACUGUGUUUAACAAAUACUUGUAAUUCACUAUGUAUUCGCUUCUAUUUCGCCUCUGCUUUUUCCUGAACAGCAAGCAAGAGGCAUAUAUGAGGGAAUCUAUCGCUGCUGUUCAAGUCGCGAGAAUGUGUGUGGCCUUGAAACUGGUUUUUUACAUCGGCCUGAUUUCUCCAUCGUCUUUGAUUUUAGCUUCGACCUACAAUGAUUCUGUUCGUCUCUAUGCGGACAUUCUUAAACCGUUUGACAAAAGAAUACAGCCAGUGAGAAACCAGUCAGAGCCCAUCACAGUUUACUUCCAAAUGUUCCUUAUCAACAUACUGAACAUCGACGAAGUCACACAGCGCGUCGACUUAAACGCGUGGAUCAACUUCUCAUGGGUGGAUGAGCUUCGAACUUGGAACCCCAGUGACUAUGAUGGGAUCUCGGCGAUCCACCCACUGCCCCUGGACACUUGGAGGCCCAGGACUCUCGUGAUCAACUCAGUGGCCAAACGAGACGUGUUCGGGGAUGACUACUCUCCGCUUUACAUUUUGUCUGAUGGUAGGUCACAGUGGCUUCCCGGAACAAUCUUUUCCAUUUCCUGUGAUAUUGACAUUCGGUAUUAUCCCUUUGACAGUCAGACGUGCUCUAUGUCCAUAAUGACACACGACCUCGCUACAGAUAUCAAGCUUUAUCCAGACCCCUCGACCGUGAUGACCGGCAACUUCAAGCGGAACGGAGAGUGGGACCUAGUGAGCACCCGAAUCACAGCAUCAUCGCCAUUGUUCACCGAUGUGGCCUUCUCGAUCGUGGAAAUAAACAUAGUUCUAAAGCGUAAGCCGGUGUUUUUCGUGGUCAAUAUUUUGGUCCCGACGAUGUUCAUAUCAGCUAUCUCCUCUAUCGUGUUUAUUCUCCCGGAAGACAGCGGCGAGCGGGCAUCUUUUGCAAUCACAGUGUUGUUGUCGUUGUCUGUGUUUUUGAGCACGGUGUCCAGUCAGCUCCCACAAAACUCGGAAAACUUCCCCAUUAUCAUCAGUUACCUCUUUUCUUUGCUAGUUCUCAACGGCACCACUGUCUUCGCCGCUGUCGUACACAUGCAGUGUCGCCAAAAGAAAAAGGAGUCAACUCCAGACUCUGCCAGAAAUGACUCACACCAUGAUGGGCCUGUGGUGUGUGCUAGACUCAAGGGACACUUUCAGGACGGCAGUGUAUCACCGGCAUGGGGGAGUGGAGAGCAACAAUUGGCGGUCAAUCCUGGUGAGGUCAAUGUUGGCCAAUCUUUUAUAAAACAGGACACUGAACAAAGGAAGACUUCUCUCAAUUCAGAUGAUGAUGUGGCCCUGACAAGGGAGACAACAACUGGUCACUUCAAACAGGUGAAUGACUCUCACGGAAACUCAAUUGUGAUGGCAUAUCUUAAGAAUUCCAAUGUACUGCUGUUUGUCUUUAUCAAUACUGCAUGGCUGAUUUUAACAAGUUACUUUUUAGUCGAGUUGAUAUAUCAAUGAAGCUCACACAUUUGACGAAGUCAACCCCAGGAACUCCAUAGCUGUAAAUGAUUGUAAAUAUUUUACGCCCCCAUCAAUAUGAUUUUUAUCAUUUCGAGGUGCGCUGCUUGGAUUCUGUCUACCAAAACCAACUCGGGCUGAAUGGGAUAAAGCAUCCAAACAGAUAGUGGGAACUUUCCUACACGACCGCCCAUUGUCGAAAAGAGUGGUCGUCUUAAACAGGUGAUCCUUUUGGAUAGUGUCACUGUAAUAUAGAUUUUUAAAACGCAAGAGAGAAGUUGGAAAAGGUCGUUUGUAUAGUUUGAAUGUCCUGGACAGGUGAUCGUUAGAGCUGGUUGUACUGAAUUUUUCUUUUGCAGGAAUCGAAUCCAUGUCUUUUGCUGACAAUGGCUAAGAGUCUGAUCCGGAAGCCGUUCUCUUAUUCUUCAACGCUGCUCACUAAUAAAUGAAGAAAAAAUCCCUAAUAGACGAAAGUGGUUGGCCUAGUACUAGUAUGUCAUCCCUAGGCGGUCGUUACGUUUUGCUUUUCUGUCUAGUUCCAUACAGAGUUGCAAGAAGCCACCAGUCUGGCUUUCUGGGACAAUGGGGAUAUGUUCUGCUGUAAUUUAUUGUUGUGAGCCUUUGGAAUUUUCUUCUUUUUUUUUUUGGAGGGGGUAUCUAAUUAAAUCGAUAGUACUCCAAAGUGACUACAACAUUGUGUUAAUAGCAUUCAUGUGACCCUCUAUUCUUAUUUAUUCCGUUUUCUGCACCCGUCUGCUCCCUGAUGAUAUCCGCCCACCUUCUUUCUGGUCUUCUUCUUCAUCUU
Aplysia californica (California sea hare) is the source of this 2775-nucleotide messenger RNA. Its product is annotated as neuronal acetylcholine receptor subunit alpha-7-like. Gene Ontology annotation, biological process: signal transduction; chemical synaptic transmission; regulation of membrane potential. The transcript has a single exon. Gene Ontology annotation, cellular component: membrane; neuron projection; synapse. Gene Ontology annotation, molecular function: transmembrane signaling receptor activity; neurotransmitter receptor activity; extracellular ligand-gated monoatomic ion channel activity. Bases 516 to 1970 code for a protein of 484 amino acids. The record is from RefSeq and is a predicted model, not a curated record. Lineage: Eukaryota; Metazoa; Mollusca; Gastropoda; Aplysiida; Aplysiidae.